AUGAGGCAGGUUCUCGCCGAGCAAUGGGGAAGUUUCGCCAUCGCAUACCUAGAUGACAUCGUGAUCUACUCCGCCAACUGGGAAGAACACCUCACCCACCUUGGACUCGUUUUGGAGAGACUGGCGAUUUACGGACUCACGGUAGCCCCAAAGAAGUGUUGCUUCGGGAAGACCUCACUGCCGUACCUCGGACACAUCGUUGGGACUGGCGGAAACACGACUCAACCUGUGCACAUCGAGGCCAUCCGGAACGCACCAGCACCCCGCAAUAGCAAAGCCUUGCGAUCCUUUAUCGGACUCUGCAAUUGGGUAAAGGAGUACAUACCCAACUCCUCCGAGAUACUCGCACCAUUGACAAACAUGCUGUCCACCAAGCGUCCCUUCAAAUGGACGAACGAGCUUCAGGAGAAGUUCGAACGAGCAAAACUCGCCUUCCAGAAUCCCCAGAGCCUCAGCCGACCAGACCCCAACCUGACGUUCGUGCUACAGACGGAUGCCAGUGCCAAAGGAAUGGGAGCAGUCCUCAUGCAGGAGGGCCUUGACGGAAAGCGGCGCAUCAUUUCGUUCGCCAGCGCGAAGUUCUCGGACACGGAGUCAAGACACCACUGCAACGAGCAGGAGUGUUCGGCAUUAAUCUGGGCCAUCAAACGAUACCGGCCAUACUUGGAAGACGCUCCGUUUAUACUGCGUACCGACAGUAAAACCCUGACAUGGCUGGACACAAGGAAGGACACCCGGGAUAAGCUGCACCGGUGGUAUAUCCUCCUACGGGAAUUCGCCUUCACGAUCGAGCACGUGCCUGGCCGUGACAAUGAACGGCCAGACGCACUCUCACGGUUCCCGGACCCCAACGAGGCCUCACCAGGAGAACCGGAUAUCCAGCGCCUGCUGCCGCCCUUCUACUUCUGGCCCGGAAUGAGCCGGGAGAUCCGCCGCUACGUAACAGGAUGCCACCUCUGCAUCUGUUGCAAGCCCGUGCUGGGAAAGCAGCCAGACAAACAACGACCACGUGCUGCUACGAAGGCCUGGGACACCAUCGCAGUGGACAUCAUGGAACCUUACCCUCGAACAAGCCAAGAUCACGCCUACAUUCUGGUCGUGACGGAACUUUUUACACGCUGGGUAGAAGCGUUCCCAAUGAGAAACGCACACGCACCUCGCAUCAUCCAGCUCUUGGAAAACGAGGUGUUCAGCCGCUACGGAUACCCACGCCGGAUCCUCAGCGAUAACGGUCCACAGUUCACCGGACACCUAUGGGCAGACGCCAGUCAACGAUGGGGAUGCGGGUUAUGGACUACGCCCAUCUACCACCCCCGAGCCAAUCCAACGGAGAGAAGGAAUCAGGAGAUCAAGAAAGGUCUUCGCCUACGUUUGCACCGAGGGAACCAACGUACCUGGGAUCGACACCUGCCCAGCUUACUCUUCGGACUCCGGCGUCGUGCCAAUGCAGCCACCGACACGACCCCCAGCUACCUGCUUUUCGGCCAGACCAUUCCUGGACCAGGCGAAUGGGAUCCCGCCGAGAUUCCCGAGGCCCAGCAAACGUACCAGGCCCGCUACACCGCUGCCCCAGCACAGCCACGGUUCACCCCAGGGGAUUGGGUGUACCUUCCGAACCACCAGCUCUCCAACAAGGCAGCUGGAUUCAACGCCAAGCUGGCACCCAGCCGACUUGGACCCUACCAGGUGCUGGAGCACCUCACUGGGGACGUGUAUCGGAUUUUGAAGGAUGGAGCCGUCCAGAAGGUUCACGGCAACGUGCUCAUCCCAGCACCAGCCAGCAUCGAAGGAUUGCCUGUGCAAACAGCAGUCGAGGGAUUGGCCGACCAUCCAGGCCACCCGCCCGGUCAAGAGACCGGGCACCAACUUGCCGAAAGCGUCGGCGAAGCACCAUCAGCCGAAAGCGUCGGCGGAGACCGUCUCACCACAGCCGUUGGUGAGACCGAAGAUGGCGCUCGUAAGGAACCACGCCAGGAUCAACGGGUUCCCGUCCGCAACCUAGUCACGGGAAGCGGAUACGCGGAGCCCAGCACUGGAAGCAAAGCGCGCACAGCAGCCGAGGUUCCUAGGCAGGUACCUGAACACAACGGUGCAGAGAACGGGGAGCUGGUGGAGCUCUCCGACUACGACAACGAAGAUGAACAGGCGCCAGGACAGCACCAGGAUAACGCCAGGAGGCGUUAUAACAUGCGACGCAAAGGACCGGUCAACUACCGAGACGGCCGACCCUACGUCCAUCAGGAUCGCCGAUAA
This is a messenger RNA of Belonocnema kinseyi, 2253 nucleotides long. RefSeq lists its product as uncharacterized. The coding region runs from base 1 to 2253 and encodes 750 amino acids. The record is from RefSeq and is a predicted model, not a curated record. The transcript is spliced from 3 exons. Gene Ontology annotation, biological process: DNA integration. Gene Ontology annotation, molecular function: nucleic acid binding. Lineage: Eukaryota; Metazoa; Arthropoda; Insecta; Hymenoptera; Cynipidae.